AUGGACUACUCAACCAUGUUCCAGAGCAGCUUCUACUAUACUGCGUCCUACACCACUGGGUUCCCAACACUGCCUUGUUUUGAAGAUGUACGAGAUGCUGCAACUCCGCCGAUGUUUCUUGGCCUUCCCAUGCCCACUCAGCCUCAGUACUACUCCGCAUUUCCUCCUAGUUAUUACCAACUAACUACUCCCUUACCGGAGUAUCCACAGUUACCGGCAUAUCCAACACCAGCUGUCUCUGCCUUUAAUACCAGUCACUUCUCACUCACCGACGUGGCUAGUGUGGCUAGCACUUCCUACUAUUCUGAUACUACAACUCAUGAUUCGUGGUUGGAACAUUCCCUGACAAGCGUCGACUCCAACGAUGAUGUUGUUUCUAUAGCCGGGGAUUGCUUUGGCUCUCCAGAAACUCCGCAGAGAUUCGCUGGGAAUUUUGCUCCUUCAUAUAGGGGAGCGAGUCCGGUGCUGCUUUAUCAGAUCCCGUCUACUGAUCUGUGCUACGUUUACAAUCAAAUUCGGACUGUCGAUGGAUCGAAAGGGCAUUAUGUUUGUAGAGAAUGCUACCUGAAGAAGAAGUAUGUUCCUGCCAAG
Messenger RNA from Strongylus vulgaris, 591 nucleotides. The record is from the annotation of a GenBank genome assembly. Lineage: Eukaryota; Metazoa; Nematoda; Chromadorea; Rhabditida; Strongylidae.